This is a messenger RNA of Tetrahymena thermophila SB210, 996 nucleotides long. Its product is annotated as FYVE zinc finger protein. The record is from RefSeq and is a predicted model, not a curated record. NCBI's taxonomy places the organism in Eukaryota, Ciliophora, Oligohymenophorea, Hymenostomatida, Tetrahymenidae. The transcript has 8 exons. Gene Ontology annotation, molecular function: metal ion binding.
AUGUUUAGUCCAACAAAUUUAUCACCAAGAAAUAAUGGAAUUCAGGAUUUAUAAGAUAGAAGUUCAAUCUCGAAUAAUGACGAUUUUGAUAAUUCAGAUUCCUUUUCAGAAGGCACAGCAACUAUGGUGACAUAAAAGUUUUUAAAAGCUGAAGUUUCGUUUAUAUCUAAGAGCGAGUAUGAGAAUCUUGAAAACUGCCUGAUUUGCAACAUAUCAUUUGAGACAUUUGGAGGAGUUUCCCAACAUCAUUGUAGAGUUUGUGGUGCCUCAGUUUGUGGACCAUGUUCUAGAAGACAAAUUAAUUCUAAUAGAGUUUGUGAUUUGUGCUUUUUAAGAUGUUUCAUUAAAAAAACUGAACAAAGAAGGAAGGAUUAACUCAAUACAAAAAAGAAUACAAUUACUUAAUUAAAAUAAUCAUAAGAAGUACUAAAAAAGGAAAUACUUUAAGUUUAAAAGGAUAUAAACGAUAUCAAAGAUAAUAAAUUUAAAGAGAUAGAUGAGUUGAAAAAGACUUUGUAGUCUAAAAAGGAAGAGUUAGAUUAAAUAACAAAAGAUGUUUCUCAGCAUGAAGAAAUGUUGUCAAAAGCCGAAAUUUAGAUGAGAGAAGAAAAACAACGCCAGCAAGAUUUAGAAAAGCAAUAAAUUGGGUAUGAAUCUUAAUUAAAAGGUAUCAUAGUAGAGUUAGAAUAAAAGAAAAAGAUCAUUGAAUAAAAAUAAGUUCAAGUCAGAAACCUCAUGGAAUAGAAGAGCAAAUUAACAAAUACAAAAUCUUUCCUGAAUUAUAAAAAUCAAAAUGAAGCAUAUAAUGAGACAGAUGAAGAAAAUGAGGAUGAAAAUAAUUAGGAAGAAAGUGUAAAUCAUGAUAAUAACGAAUAAAAGGAGAAUAACUAAUCAACUAAUCACUAUCAUAAAUCUUCGAUUGUAAAACGUAAAAAUUAUGAAUUAAACGAAAAACAACAACCAAACAACGAUAAAUGCUAUUGCUAAAUAUUUUGA